AUGGACUGUCUGGAAGGAAGCAUGACCCAAAUGGGCUUGCCAGGAUGGCAAGAAAGCAGUCAAGGCAUGAACAACAACUGUAGGUUGGCAAGCCCAGGAAGUGCGGUUGGAUGGCAAGACACACAAACUCUAUCCUUAACUACGUCAGGCUUAGUGUCUGCUGGAAUCGAGCCUUUGGCGCGCAAUGUUAGUGCAGUUCCAGAGGCAGCAACUACGGGAGUGGAAAGAGCUACUUUUUCCGAACAGUACUUGAGACUAGAAAGGAUAUCUAUUGAGAAGGAGCCUUUUGGCCUAAAAAAUGAUCAGCCAUGCUGUUGCCAAAGGAAGGAGAGAUUUGCUGAGAGUGUCGCUCUAAAUCACCAAGAAUCACAACUACUAAGGCGGCGAAAAAUGACAUUAAUGGCAAUUCCUUCUGUUGGCAAGCAAAUGGGUUGCCAUUCAAACCAACAACGAUUACUCUAG
This is a messenger RNA of Dovyalis caffra, 462 nucleotides long. NCBI's taxonomy places the organism in Eukaryota, Viridiplantae, Streptophyta, Magnoliopsida, Malpighiales, Salicaceae. The record is from the annotation of a GenBank genome assembly.